Paramecium octaurelia is the source of this 1974-nucleotide messenger RNA. NCBI's taxonomy places the organism in Eukaryota, Ciliophora, Oligohymenophorea, Peniculida, Parameciidae. The record is from the annotation of a GenBank genome assembly.
AUGAAAAAAUGGGAUGAUGAUGCAAGAUUGAAGAAUUAUGUUAAUAAAAUACUAAAUGUCAAAUCAACUAUGACAAAAAAAUUAAAUACUGCUUCAAAAAGUAAUAAAUCAUUACUAUUUUGAUAUUAGAGAGAAUCAAUAGAGAUACUGAAUAUAGUAGCAAUGCAACCUAUCGUUCAGAUUAAUUAGAUUUUAAAGAGAGUGUUCUUUAUAAGUAAUAAGAAUAAAGUAAUAUUAGAUAAUUAGUGGAGUACAAUUUAUAAUAAUAUACAAAUAAAUUAUUGUUAAGAGGAUAUAAGAGUGGUUUAUAAUAAUUAGCAUCAUAAUCUUAGGAAUCAUAAAACAUUAUCUUACAAGAGAUAAAACUAUUACCUGGACAUAAAUAAAAAUUUGUUGAUCUAUUCAAAUAAUUAAAUGAAUAAUAUGAGUCUGGCAAUGAUAACAAGCUAGUAAAUCAUAAUAAUUUUGCUUAAAAUCGUAAUACUUUACCUGGCUCAUUAAAUUCACAUGGAUAAUUUGAUUAAACUAAAGAAGUAUUUACUGAAAUUCUAAAACCCAUAAAUAGAAGAGCAUCUUUAAAAAAUUUUUCACCUUCCCAUGAGUAGACUUAAAUCAAACCUAGAGUAUUACCAAAAUUGGAAAAAGUGUAGAGUAAAGGCAAAAAAGAAAGGAGUCCUUAAUUUGAAGAAAUUAAUUCUAAAUAAUAAGAUUUAUAAGUUACAAAUGUUGCAUAGAUACCUAAUUUUAAAGAGAGUAUUUCAAAACAAGCAGCAAAGACGAUUAAAAAACCUAUCUAAAAUUAAAUAAAGUAAAAGUUAUCUUCGUAGAAAUCUCAUUAAGAAAAACCGAAUAAAUUUAUAAAUAAACUCUUACUAACUAAUGGGAAAAACAAGAAUGAAGUAAAUUUAGAAAGAGAAUAAAUUUAAAUGAUGUAUCAAUCUUUUGACAAUGGAAGAUUAGCAUCUACAUUAAUCAAUAUUGAUAUUGAAGAAAUAAGUUAUUGUGUUGGGAUUUAAAUUUAAAAAAUGAUGGUUCUUGCUGACUUAGUUUAAAUACAAAAUAUUAAUAAACAUGAAAUUUAAUAGGCUGAUAAUGUAUCCGGUUUAUCAGAUAGUAAAUAAAAAUAAUAAUAUUAGGUUAGAAUGUAAUUAAUGAUGAAAAUGAUGGGGAAUACAUUUAAGAUUAGGAUUUCCAAAUGGAGCAAAUCGAUACUGAAAAAUAGCACAUUAAAAAGGAAUCCCUUUAUUACGAAGAAGACCAAGAACAAGAUUAUCUUGAAGAGUUUGAAAAUAAUGAACAAUAAAAUUGUAAUCCAGAGUCAGAGUACUUGGAUGAAUAAUUUUAACCAGAUGUUGAAAAUAAGUAAAUAUCUAAUACUAUUAUUUAAGUUAACCAUUACCUAAAUCUCAAUUUUCAGUUGACACUACAUUAAAUUUACAAGAAUCCAUUUUAUUUAAUAAAGUGUUUGUUGAUAUGUAAAUGACAAAUUAUAUACCAAACGUGGAUAUCAUUCAAAAUUAUUGUAAAAACAUAAUGACAACAACAAAAAUGGAAAGAGAAGUAGCAAUUAUAUCGAUGAUAUAUAUAAAUAGAUUAUUAGACCAUAAUCAAGGAAUAGAAAUCAAUUGUUUAAAUUGGCAGAAAGUGUUAUUUACAGCUUUAGUUAUGGCUUCAAAAAUAUGGGAUGAUGAAUCAUUUGAAAAUAAUAAUUUUGCCAAAGUACUUCCUUAGUUUUCAACAAUUUAAAUAAAUGAAAUGGAAAAGGUGUUUUUGAAAUUAAUAGAAUAUCAUCUCUAUGUCAAUUCUGGAGACUAUGCUUAAUAGUAUUUUUUAUUGAGGACAUAUGCAGAUAAAAAAUAACGAAGCUAUGCUGUCAAAUAACUCGAUAUUGCAACAGUUCUGAGAUUAUAAAGAGGUGGUCAAUAGUUGAUGACAAAGCAAUAAUUUUUAAAUACUUUAAACAAAAGUUUUUGA